This is a messenger RNA of Melanaphis sacchari, 929 nucleotides long. RefSeq lists its product as uncharacterized. The transcript has 6 exons. NCBI's taxonomy places the organism in Eukaryota, Metazoa, Arthropoda, Insecta, Hemiptera, Aphididae. The coding region runs from base 69 to 929 and encodes 286 amino acids. The record is from RefSeq and is a predicted model, not a curated record.
CUGAUGCGUGUCAUUGUGCUGUGAUCACAGAAAUAGAAUACUAUUUAAACUCGUGACCAUAGCUAAAUAUGACGGACGAAAGUUGGAUAGACCAGAACAAAAUCAAAAGUUACGAAUUUCUACUUGAACGUUUGGUAGGAGGAAAGAUGGCUGUGUACAUUAAGAAAUUUGAAAUACUCCAAAAAGAGACAGCCAACUCCAUCAUGCUUAGCGAUUGUGUGCCAGUCAUAAUGGACCUAAUCACAUGCGAUCUGAAUGUAGACAAAGCAUUACGACAAUCAUUGCUCCGUAGUCUUGUUCAAAUGGUUGUUUCGUCGGAAAAUGUUGUACAAAAGCUCUCGGCUGCAUGGAAAACAGAUGUCCUGUUGGGAAACCUGGUCCGAGUCAUGCGUGAACACGUCAUGACACAAUACAAACACUAUCAACUAUAUACACAUAAUGUGGUCAUCGUGAUGAAGUGUUUGGCACAAGUUAUGAAAAACAACAAAUUUAAAGAGAACAAGUUCAUCCAGACCACGUAUUUAGUGGGUAAAGAUAGUUGUACUAUGUUAGAUGUACUUCUGAAACCCAUGCAGUAUCUAGUAAGCAUGAAUAAGAUGUUUAACGAUUUGGGUUGUUUGUUGCUGAACACCGAGGAUACAAACUAUUUAGGCGAAAUAAAACGUUAUUUAACUCAGGUUUUUAACAAGAUCCAGAGCAAACUCGAUCUAGUAUCGGAAAUUAUCGAUCAAAUAAUUAAACAGUAUGAGGGACGGUGCAACAAAACAAAAUUAGCCGAUGAAAAAUGGAAAAAAAUAAAAGACAAACUCGUACACAUUUUUGAAAUCACCAUUGUUGCACCUUGUUCGUUUACUUUCAAUUUAUAUUUAAAUUACUAUUUUCCUAACGAAGAACACCUAAAUGAGUAUUUAAUCACUUUAAUUAUAUAA